GUAAAGCUUAUUCACAUCGACAGUGCAGAGUUUAUGGAACGCUACAACGAAUCGUAUUUACUCUAUAAGAAGUAUCAGAAAAUUAUUCACAACGACAACUCUACUUCAAAAUCUGGUUUCAAUCGGUUCCUCGUCGAUAGUCCUCUCUAUGACGAAGAAUUACCGCCGUUGACUCCGCAAUUGGCUUAUGGUUCAUAUCAUCAAUGGUAUAUCCUUGACGGUAAACUUUUGGCUGUGAGUGUGAUUGACAUCUUACCGAGAUGUGUUUCAUCGAAAUAUAUGUAUUAUGAUCCGGAUUACAGCUUUCUGAAUUUAGGGACGUAUUCAGCUCUGAGGGAAAUCUGUCUUACUCGUACGUUAUUGGAAACUCGACCGGAAUUGAAAUAUUAUUAUAUGGGAUAUUACAUUAUUACUUGUGAGAAAAUGCGCUACAAAGGAAGGUUUCGACCGAGCGAGCUUCUAUGUGAUAGGGCUCUGCAGUGGAUCGUACCCUAUGGCGAAAUCGGUGAAUUAACGCCUAGUCUUCAACAGCUACUCAAUUCACAGUCUGUUAUAGACAAACUGGAUUCCUUUGCCAAACUUAUUAGAUGUGAUAUGACUAGAUUAGUCGUGUACUUACCAGAACUGCAGAGUUAA
Angiostrongylus costaricensis is the source of this 636-nucleotide messenger RNA. Lineage: Eukaryota; Metazoa; Nematoda; Chromadorea; Rhabditida; Metastrongylidae. The record is from the annotation of a GenBank genome assembly.